AUGGUGGUAGAGGAUGAAGGUUGCGGUAUGAAGAAAGUUGAAAAGAGAGAAGUGAGAAAAUUCUCAGAUGCUUUUGGUGGUGAUGGAGAGAGAGAUAUUUUUUUCUGUUUUUUUCUGCAGAAUUUGGAGGAUGAAGUGAAGAAUGUUGAGGAUGAUUCUAGAGUUGGCUGGGAUUUGGUUAUGGGAAGAAGCCUGAGCACAUUCAGCAACAUGAGCAAUAUGUCUAACAUUAGAAGGCCGCCCAAUUUCCAUCGAAGAAGCAAUAUCAGAACCAGUGGUGCUACAACCAAUCAAAUAUUUUCUAAAAUUAGCAAUGAGAUGAGUCAAAAUAGAAAGCUGGUCUCUCUCUCUUUCCUGAUUUUCUCUAAACAGGAAGAUGUGAGGGUUUUAAGCAGGGACUGGAUUUUUGAAUUGGAACUGAACUAUUGUUUUUUUUGUGAACCAAACUGGCUAUAG
This is a messenger RNA of Vicia faba (fava bean), 456 nucleotides long. Lineage: Eukaryota; Viridiplantae; Streptophyta; Magnoliopsida; Fabales; Fabaceae. The record is from the annotation of a GenBank genome assembly.